Molecule: messenger RNA, 955 nt
Organism: Psammomys obesus (fat sand rat)
Lineage: Eukaryota; Metazoa; Chordata; Mammalia; Rodentia; Muridae
Product: DNA repair protein REV1-like
Exons: 5
Coding region: 506-955 (149 amino acids)
Biological process (GO): error-free translesion synthesis; error-prone translesion synthesis
Cellular component (GO): nucleus
Molecular function (GO): DNA-directed DNA polymerase activity; deoxycytidyl transferase activity
Source: RefSeq, a predicted model, not a curated record
GGUCCGAGGACGGGGCUCUUCCCUCCCGUCCCCGCUCUGCGGAGCCCGACCUGCCUGUAGUUGCGGUCCUUAAUUGUGUCAAAAGCACUACAGGUGAUCCACGUCGAAUUUGGGCCAGGCGUGCAGUAGAAAGGGCAUGGGGAGAAGGGAGACGCAUCAUAAAAGGGGUUGUACCUGCUCAGGACUGUGAACAACUCUUAAAAUUAUGUGUCUGGGCUCUGGCUCCUCUAGUCCCCGCGAAUGUCAGUUCCCCCUGUACGGGGAGGGAGACAUACAUCUUGCUCCUGUGCAGUGCGCGCUAGCUCAGUUUACCGCUCCCUCCGUUGGCCUUUCCAAACAGGCGUCUGCUUUUCCGCACCGACAGGGCUCUGCCCAGGCAAAUGCUGCUAGGAUACCCUCCCGCUGCCGCCUGUGCUGGACACUUGGAAGCUCACCUGAACCUCUCCACCUGGGAAUGCGGUCUACAAGAGUACACCCCUGCCCUGCUUAGCCUAGAAGAUCCACCAUGAGGCGAGGUGGAUGGAGGAAGCGAGCUGAAAAUGAUGGCUGGGAAAAAUGGGGCGGGUACAUGGCUGCCAAGGUCCAGAAGCUGGAAGAGCAGUUUCGCUCAGACGCUGCUAAGCAGAAGGACGGGACGCCGUCAGCAAUAUUUAGUGGAGUCGCCAUCUACGUUAACGGAUACACAGAUCCUUCCGCUGAGGAACUGAGAGAUCUAAUGAUGUUGCAUGGAGGUCAAUACCAUGUGUAUUAUUCUAGAUCAAAAACAACCCACAUCAUUGCUACAAACCUUCCUAAUGCCAAAAUUAAAGAAUUAAAAGGGGAAAAAGUAAUUCGGCCUGAAUGGAUUGUGGAAAGGGUAAUCCUUGGAGGCCAAAUGAUGUUGCCGCCUCAGCUGCAAGAGAGCAGAGGAGAUAAUACAGACAAGCAGCAGGAAGCAGUCAUAAGCAGGACUUGA